Neltuma alba is the source of this 1714-nucleotide messenger RNA. Its product is annotated as F-box protein At5g52880. Bases 517 to 1524 code for a protein of 335 amino acids. The record is from RefSeq and is a predicted model, not a curated record. The transcript has 8 exons. Gene Ontology annotation, molecular function: protein binding. NCBI's taxonomy places the organism in Eukaryota, Viridiplantae, Streptophyta, Magnoliopsida, Fabales, Fabaceae.
GGCCGACCGCCUGCUCCUCCGUGGUUCCGUCCUCAUCUUUCAAGGUGGGAGUGAGAAUUCAUCUUCUUCAGUUACGUCUCUCCCUUCGCGUUCGGUGUGUUCGCUUGUCUCCUCCGCCAAUGCUCCUUGUUUGAUCUCUGUCGUUCUUCCUUGUCAUUGUUGUGACGCUGUGAGUCUCCGUGCGCCGAAUGGUUCAAAUAGGCGUAAUGUUGCAGUAGUGGGAUAAACGUUUGAUAAAAUGUUUGAGAGGAGAAUUAUGGCAAUCUCAUUCAGGAUAAGUGUUUGAUAAAAUGUUUGAGAGGGGAAUUAUGGAAUUGAAGUUUUAUAGAUGAAAUUUUGGAAUUAAGGAAGCUUUAAGAAACCAUGAUUUUGCUGCAGGAAUAAGAAUGGUUGGAUGGUGUUGUUUAGGAUUUAAACUUUGAUUACCAGAAGAGGUUUGAUAAAUUAUUGGUAGAUUAAAGUUUGAGUUACUGUAACAAACGAGCAUGAAGGUUUUCGCUUGAUGACUUAAUCUUGAUGCAGACUAGACGUUCGGUGAGAUGUUGGAAGAGAAAUGGACUUAUUUGGAUCUGUGAUUUAUGGUAUAGAGGACAGGUGGUAGAUGGGAAGGUAGAGGAGAGAAGCUAUUUCCUAAAGAUUCAAAAUAUGUCGAAUCCAUUUGUGAGAUACCGAAAACUACGCUUGAGAGAGUUUCUGCCCAAAAUUUAUAGAUACCCAAUUGCCUGCAAAGAGCUAAGCUCAAUUCUCAGGGACGCCUACAAUAAGCUCCCCAAAAAUUUGCAGGCUAUCAUCUUUGAGGACAUACUCACAGCCUUCCGUCUCCUCCCAGAAAUCCAAACCCAAAGUGGUGUUUCAUCAGCCCAUGUGCUCGUACAAAGUGUAGAAGUUGCACUGCCAAAGCAAAAGAGGAAUAUGGCUGUCAAAGAGUUUAAACAUGCAAUUGUUGCUCACAAGAGGCGUUGUAAAGCUCAACGGGAAGGACAAGGUUCUACCCAACUGCCACAUGAUAUUCUGGUGCACAUUUUUAGCCUUUUAGACGUCAAAUCAUUAGUCUCUGUGGGACUAGUUUGCUGGUCAUGGAACUUAGCUGCAAAUGAAAACCAUCUGUGGGAGUUGCAUUAUGCUGUGCUUUAUGGUAGUUUUGUUCAAGAGCAGCCUAUUAGACUGGAUGGAGACAAAAAGUAUCCACUCUCACAGGAUCCCAUAGAUACUAAAUUGAACAUUGACUGGAAAGAAGCAGUUAGAAGACAAUAUACUGGAGCUUUAUUGAAGAAAUUAACAUCCAACAGGGGAUACUGUGCGCACUGCAAAACGGUAGUUUGGCUGAAUAACUCAAAAUGUCUCAAUGCACAUUGUGAGAUCAUGUCCAACAUUCAAGAUAUCAAACCUGUAACUGCAUGCCAGGUUGCUGAAUAUCUUUUGGAUGAUUCUUUAUCCAUGACAUCUUCCUCAGAUAGUGACAGCGAUUCAGAAGGAGGAUCAGUUUCGAGGUUAUGGGCAUAUGCCAAACACUUCAAAAGAUAAUUAGCGCAGCGGCAAAUCUGUGGUCAUUCUCUCUUUAAACCACUCAAGACCUUUCGAUUUCUUGCAUUGGUCUUUUUCCAAGGAGUAAAUAUAGUGAUUUUUUUUUUUUUUGAAAAAAGUCAACUUACAUUGUUCAUAAGCUAAUUACGGGUUUGUUUUUAUAAACGCGUUAGGUGGGUUGUUGUCCUUU